This is a messenger RNA of Saccoglossus kowalevskii, 2514 nucleotides long. RefSeq names its product putative ATP-dependent RNA helicase DDX5. Gene Ontology annotation, molecular function: nucleic acid binding; ATP binding; RNA helicase activity. NCBI's taxonomy places the organism in Eukaryota, Metazoa, Hemichordata, Enteropneusta, Harrimaniidae. The record is from RefSeq and is a predicted model, not a curated record.
AGGCAUUCGGCUUACCGGCGGCUUGGUGACGUUCUUGGGCAGUUAAAUAUCUGUUCAUACUGUCGUUGUGUUGAGUGCUUUUAUCUGAAUUUUUAGCAAUUUUAUCCGAUUCUGACAACAAAAGAUGUCUCGUUUUGACCGUGACCGAUCCUACGAUUCUUCCAGUCGGUCUGACAGGAGAGGAUUUGGUCCUCCUGGUAGAGGCGGAAGAGGUGGUGGCAGCAGUCAUCAGUUUGGUAGUGGAUUUAAUGGUCCACCACGAUUUGGUGGUCGUGGAGGAGGUGGCAUGGGUGGUAAGAGCAAUAGCCAGCCUGGGGAGAAACUGAGAAAAAUCAAGUGGGAUUUGGAAAGUUUGCCUCGUUUCGAGAAGAAUUUUUACAGAGAACACCCUGAUGUUGCCAGAAGAGAACAACAUGAACUUGAAGCAUUCCAGAAUGAAAAACAGAUAACAACAAAAGGACGAGGUGUUCCAAAACCAGUAUUCCAUUUUGGGGAAUGUUCUUUCCCAGACUAUAUCCUGGCUACUGUCAAAAGAAAUAAUUUCAAAGAGCCAACAGCAAUUCAAGCUCAAGGUUGGCCCAUGGCUUUGACUGGACGAGAUGUGGUUGGUAUUGCUCAGACUGGAUCUGGCAAGACUAUAGCUUACAUGUUGCCAGCUAUUGUUCAUAUCAACCACCAGCCAUUCUUGGACCGUGGAGAUGGACCAAUUUGUUUGGUGUUAUGUCCAACAAGAGAAUUGGCUCAGCAAGUAGCCCAUGUUGCUGUUGAUUUUGGGAAAUCUUCCAGAAUAAAGAAUACUUGUGUUUAUGGUGGAGCUCCAAAAGGAUCCCAGAUUAGAGAUCUUGAGAGAGGAGUUGAAAUUUGUAUUGCCACUCCUGGUAGAUUACUCGACUUCUUGGAGGCAGGAAAGACAAACUUGAGGAGGUGCACAUACUUGGUACUUGAUGAGGCCGACAGAAUGUUGGACAUGGGUUUUGAACCUCAAAUCAGAAAAAUUAUUGAGCAGAUUAGACCCGACAGACAGGUACUAAUGUGGAGUGCCACUUGGCCAAAAGAAGUAAGAGGACUGGCAGAAGACUUUCUAAAAGAUUAUCUUCAAGUAAAUAUUGGUGCAUUAUCCUUGUCCGCCAAUCACAAUAUUCUGCAGAUUGUUGAUGUUUGUCAAGAGCACGAGAAAGAUGACAAGCUAAUAAGACUGUUAGAAGAAAUCAUGCAAGAGAAUGAGAACAAAACGCUGAUCUUUGUUGAGACCAAAAAAAGAACAGAUGACUUAACUCGAAGAAUGAGAAGAGAUGGGUGGCCUGCUAUGUGUAUUCAUGGUGACAAAUCGCAGCCUGAACGAGACUGGGUUCUCAGUGAAUUCAGAGCAGGAAAUGCUCCUAUUCUUCUAGCUACAGACGUUGCAUCACGUGGCUUAGAUGUGACAGACAUCAAAUUUGUGAUAAACUUUGAUUAUCCAAGUUCAACUGAGGACUAUAUUCAUCGUAUUGGACGUACUGCUCGAAGUGAGCGUACAGGUACUGCAUAUACAUUCUUCACUGCUGGCAAUAUGAAGCAAGCCCCCGAGUUGAUUGAUGUCCUACGAGAGGCUAACCAAGUGAUUAAUCCAAAGUUGAUCAAUAUGGCCGAGGCGGCCAGAAAGUCAUUUGGUGGCAGAGGUGGUCGUAGUCGCUACAGGACAUCUGGUUCUUUUGGAGGUGGUAGUCGCGAUAAACCAGGGUUCAAGCAAGGAUUCAAGUCUUAUGGGAGCCAAGGGGGGUCUAGAGGUGGGGGUUACGGGGGGUCGGAUCGCCAGGGUGGUUCAAAGAGUUAUGGGCAGGGGGGACAAUCCAGUAGGGCACCAUACAACAGAGGUGGUCAGAAGCAUGGAGGGUAUGGUCAAAGUUAUGGACAGAAUGGUAGUUCUCAAAGCAGUUAUGGGUCUGGGGGAUCAAGUUCACAACAGAGUGCUCCAACUCCAUUGCUUGGUCAAAUGAAUGGUUAUAAUUCCAGCAGUGCAUCUGCUCCAUCCUCUACUUCUCAGUCGUCUAAUACGCAGUCACAACAGUAUGGUAAUAUCCAGCAACAGUACCAAGCAUAUGCCAUGCAGUACGCCGCUUAUCAACAGCAACAGCAAUCUCAACAACCUGCGCAGUAGUUAAAUUUUUUGGUUCUUAUUGUUGGUUUUGUGUUUGUAAAGUCAUUUUUAAGUAUUCAGAGUUAGAACAUGUGGACCAAUCUAUCAUGAAGUCUUUUCAGGACAUUGAAAUUAUUUUUUUAUUAUAUAAAUGUUGUUGGGAGGGAUUAUGAGAGUAUGCCAUCGGUUGGUGGUUUGGUGUUAUUUUUUAUCUUGAUGCAGCAUAAAGGACUACAGAAGAAAAUGGUAUGUCGUUUAACGCAACAUUUUUCUGCUGUCACAUUUGUAUUAUUUAUUACAUUUGACUGUUCGUUAUUUUUCCCCCAUAUUAGGUAGUUUCUUGUAAAAAUUAAUAUUCCACUAUUAGGAAUCCUGUAAUAAAUCUUUGAAAACCUUAA